AUGGAGGGUAGAGCCAUCGAAUGCAUUAAGAACGGUAAAUCCGUCAAGGCAACAGACUUUGAAGUUGAGCUUCUGUCCCAAGAGCUGCAGACCCCAAUCAGGAACCUGACUGUGGCUACCAAAACAUAUUCAGUGGUCUCGGCGGUUGAUAUGGUGAAGCAUCGUCUUGGAAGCAAGUCCACCAUUCUAUUCUUGAAGAACGGAAAAGGUGACGAUACAUAA
Molecule: messenger RNA, 222 nt
Organism: Clonostachys byssicola
Lineage: Eukaryota; Fungi; Ascomycota; Sordariomycetes; Hypocreales; Bionectriaceae
Source: the annotation of a GenBank genome assembly